GUGUCGGUGUGGCAUUGGUGGCUUCUCACUGACCUUUUUUUUUUUUUUUUUUUUCAGCUGACAAUCAUUUUCAAGAACUUCCAGGAGUGUGUCGAUCAGAAGAUGUACCACGCAGAGACCGACGAACUCCCAGCAGCUUUCGCUGACGGCUCGAAGAACGGUGGCGAUCGCCACGGCGCGAACACCUUGCGAAUCAUCGAGAAGGUUCCGGGUCAGCACGUGGAGAUCCAGGCGCGCUACAUCGGCACCACCAUCGUGGUCCGGCAGGUGGGCCGCUACCUGACAUUCGCCGUGCGGAUGCCUGAUGAGGUGGUGAACUCUGUGGAGGACCAGGACAGUCAGGACCUGUACCUGUGCCUACACGGCUGCCCCGCCAACCAACGCAUCGACUUCAGGACAUUCAGGGCCCACACCGUCGAGAGUCAGGCCCAGGGCCGGGGAAAGCCUGGCGGCGCACUCCAUGGCUUUACCUACAAAACGGCCAUGGCUAAGUGCAAAGAGCACCUCCCGGUGGAGGACAUGUACUUCCACUCCUGCGUCUUCGACCUGCUGUCGUCAGGGGACAUCAACUUCACCCUGGCGGCUUUCUACGCCUUGGAGGACGUGAAAGUGCUCCACUCCAACAAGGACAAGCACCACAUUUUCGAGAGGGACAUGCGUUUAGGCAACACGAGCCACAAGGGGUCCUGCUCUGUCCUCUUGCUUCUCCUCAACCUGUUGGUUUUGGCGCUUUGGACUGAAGGUUGCUUGGCGCAUCUAUAGUCCUCCAACCGCGAUCACUAUUGUCAUUGUUGUCAUCUUAAUCAUCGUGUGAUGGCUGUGGGAGAGAUGUGUGCCUGCGAAAACACUGGUCUCACCGUGUCACGUCCAGUCUGUCAGAGGCUGAGCUCCUGCACUGGUCCACCCCCUCACUCCCAACCCCAGGGAGGAGGGGGGAGAUCCAAAGGGGCUCUGAGCCAGGUCAUCGCACUCAUCCCAGCCAUGGACUCAUUUGUGUUGUGGUCAUUGGGGCUGAGGGGAACAGCGUCAUUGUAAUCUGUCAAGUUGGAGUGAGAUCCCUCUGGUUGUCUGUCAUCACGUUCAUUUGUCUGGUUGUGAUGAGGAGAAACUGCAGUGAGAGACCCCCACCCCACCCGGACACACACACACACAACACACACACACACACACUCUCUCUCCACCCCUCCCCACCUCAGUCUUUCAAGAGCUUGGAUGUCCAGCUUUGGAUUUAAUCCCUCAUUCCCAGGGAGGGUGAAUGGUCCACGGGAGAUGAUGGGACUGGGGAUGAUCUGUGGAAAGAAGGAUAUGUUUUUCUUCGUCUCCUUCUUCAUCCCUUCUUUUUUUACUUCCAUUGAGGAUCUCUUCCUUGACUGGUGCCAAGCGAGUAGAGUGGUUGUAUGUGGCCCCUGGUGUGUGUGUGUGUGUGGAGGGUGGGGGGGUACCAGGGGUGGCCAUGACAGGAGCUGUUAGUAACCUCUGUUGAGUAUGAGGGCCUUCCCUGAGCUUCCUGUUUGAUGAGCCUCCAGAGCUGGGAGAGGCCAGAGCUCACUGAGAAGGAGCCCUUAGCCAAAGGGACGUCAGAGCAACGAGCCUGGUUGUCUGCAGUGGAGAUUAAUUGGCCGUAACGCCAGGUCCUUUUGUACAGCUUAUGUGUGUUUGUGUGUGUGUGUGUGUGUGUGUGUGUGUGUGUGUGUGUGUGUGUGUGUGAACUCUGUGCAUGUCUGUUAGUGUGUGUUGCUUUGGAUAUCCUGUGAGUGUGUGUGUGUUCCUUAGAACUGUAUAAUUGUAGUUGGGAGACAUAUUUGCUAAUGUCUUUAUACUGCACCCAGGGUUUCAAUAUAGCGCUGGCCUGGUGGUCUAAGGUCACUCUGAAUGGCCUUCGUCUGCCAAAAACAUUUGCCAAAGUGAAUUGGCAGACAGAUUGGAAAAAAACCUCCUACUUCACCGUUUCCAUGUGUCAAUAACAGUGUCAAAGAAAUUUUUUUCGUCAAAGAAAAUACACCCACAUUACAUUGGUGUUUCAAUCUCGAAAAUAUUUAUUGCUCUGUUUGAUUGGAGCUCGUGCGGACUUCAUUCGACCGCUAACAAAAACCAAGCCCAGAGCAAGCUAAUUUGGGGCACAUAGAAAGGGCAGGUCGCCACGCGAACAAUAUGUUUACAGAUUUUUUUUUUCAAAACAAAAAUUCACAUCGAUCAACUGAACAGAGAGCCUCCAUUACUUAAAUCCCAACAUGGAAGGGGACCAGACAGCACAGAGCUGCCAGAGCUUUUUUGUUUGGUUGUCCGACUCAACGUUGUUGGGUCGGUUUACAAUCACGGCGCUGUGGAAGAUGCCCAGUUGAGCCGGGGGAACUGGCCAAGCACAAAGACUGACUGGGCCGGGUUAUAGGGGGUGCAUGACCCCACAGGCAGACUCAUCCGUCUUUCUGACUGCUCCUCGAAGAAUAAAAGGCUCUCUCCGUUUUCAAAAAAGGGGUGUCGACGUGGCUGUGCUGUAGGCCUCUCUUGACUCACAAUUCUGCAGAUCUGUGAAUUUAUGGCUGAGGCCCUUUGCCAAAGAACCAGCCCUGGUGCCAACAACGUUCCCCAAACAUCUGAGUUGUUUCUUGCUCACUCUCUCUCCCACUCGCUCUCUCUCUCGCUGAGUCUUUCUGCACUCACUAACCCACUCUGUCUCUUUUACUCUCUCCCUCCCUCUCUCUUUAUCCCCCCCCUCUCGUAAUCCUUGCAUCUCUCUCUCUCUCUCUCUUCUUUGGGAACCUUUGUGGUUCACCUAAGUAUUUGGACUCCAACCAGACAUCCUGAUUGUGUAUAAUACUGGAAGGUGCUGCUAAACGAAAUCAGUGGAUGGACUUGAGUUUGUGAGCGGUAUGCACGUAUGAUCUAACAGAGUGCAGUGUCAGCCAUGCUCUGAUUAUCCACAGAUCGUCUUCACCACUACUUCCAUUGCAAAGGAGGCAUCGCUGUUGUUUUUAUUUUUUAUUUUCUCUGUUACAGAAUCCUCCAGCACCAUUUAAAAAAAAAUAUGAAGUCAGAUUUAAAAAAAAUAUAAAGUGGGAUAAGGAUUGGGGGGUUUAGUUAAAUGUUUAUAGCACUAAAAAUGCCUGCUGUACUAAGAAAAAAUACCUUCUGGGUGCCUCGUAAUAUCAAUGCUAAUGUAAGAACAACAUGCCCACUCCCAUGUUCAACUACAUUAUCAGGUCAUUGUGAUGCAGUAGAUGCUUAGAUCAACACCCCAGGCAGGUUGAAAGUGCAUGUCGCUCCCUGAUUUGCAAGAAGAUUUGCUGAUGGAAAUUGGACCGUGGUGUUUAUUCAGUCUCGCAGUGUGGAUUUCGUGUUUCUUUUAAAGACCACAUUGAACAUCUGUCUGAAUAUUGCUCCCAAAAGAUUCACCUCGGUGCUGUGGUACUUUUCCCUACUGCACGAGUGGAUCCAGCCUUUGCCAAUACAUUUAUGCUAGAUCUGUCCUUCAGAGGUGAAUACCUCCAAGGGGACGCUUACACUGAAACAUCAGGCAGGGCGUACUACUGCUAACACUAGCAUGUGCCAGUGCAGACUUCAUUUGGGUUUCAGACAGAAACUAACAAAAAACGGUUAUCAAACCACAAAAUGAUUGUAAUGUGGACUUUUUGUGUUGAUAGGUGCAUAGUCAACUUUUAUUGUUGGAUGGUUCUUCAUGUGUAAUGUGAGUCUGUACAUAGGUUUGUAAAAGUUGUUAAAUUUGGAAAAGAAUAGUGUUUAUUUGUUGUGUUCAAAUUUUUGUAAAUCUUGACAUUUUAUAUAUGUGAGUACAGUGAAUGUGACCUUUUAUUUAAAAAGAGAAAAGGUUCUAUGUAUGUGAAACAACACACCAAAUGUUAACCAACCGAACAGAUCUAAAGCAGAACGGAACUGAACCAUAUCCAAAAAUAGGGAAUUUAAUGGUGUUUUUGUUGUUGUUUUCAUUAUGGAAGAAGCACUUUAUGUUUUUGUUCAUGUUUAGCUCUUAAGUGUCAUGAACUUGAUUGUGAAUAGAGUUCAUCAGAGUUGUAAAGCUAGUAAAUAAUAAAAACACAAAAACUAAACAAAACAAAAACUAAAUGUAUUACAGAAUGGGUUUGCCAGAGAGAUCAAACUUGGGCUUGUAUGUAGGACUAAGACGGUGCCUCAUGCCACAUGUAUAUACUGUAAAUUAUUUAUUGAGCGAAAAUAAAUUGUCUUGUCGAUUUGUUUUGGAAAA
Molecule: messenger RNA, 4219 nt
Organism: Clupea harengus (Atlantic herring)
Lineage: Eukaryota; Metazoa; Chordata; Actinopteri; Clupeiformes; Clupeidae
Gene: rgma
Product: repulsive guidance molecule A-like
Exons: 1
Biological process (GO): BMP signaling pathway
Cellular component (GO): plasma membrane
Molecular function (GO): coreceptor activity
Source: RefSeq, a predicted model, not a curated record